Molecule: messenger RNA, 1434 nt
Organism: Malaclemys terrapin pileata
Lineage: Eukaryota; Metazoa; Chordata; Testudines; Emydidae
Product: gastrula zinc finger protein XlCGF8.2DB-like
Exons: 4
Coding region: 326-1432 (368 amino acids)
Cellular component (GO): nucleus
Source: RefSeq, a predicted model, not a curated record
CCGGAGCCGCCGUUGGAGCCGGCACUGGGCGAGGCCCCGCCCCCGCAAGCUCUGGCCACGCCCCCAACAUGGCCCGGGCCAGGGGCGCGCAGGUACUGGUGCCUAGUGAGGACGUCUCCGGCCCUGCAGGCGUGGGUGGAAUUCGUGGCGUGGCAGAGCCGUGGGCCAGUGACGGUGGAGCCUGUGGCCUGGCGGUGGGAGGAUAAAGCCGCGUGAAUUACAGCCGUCACCCCUUCCCACUCCAAAGCCGCCUGGCAGCGUCUCCAGGGAACGUGCCUGUGACCUCGGUGUCUCUGCAGAUCCCGCCCCAGAGGGCGCCUCUGAGAUGGAGCCAAGUGUUGGGGGCAGAGGAAUCCCAGAUGCUCCUGGCGCGGCAGGCGCUGGGGGCUGGAACAUCAGAGAGGAGCAGAGCGACACGCCAGGAUCCUGGGCAGUGAAAGCAGAGAGCGCGUCCCAGAGCCUGGGCUGUGGGGAGCUCCUGGCCCCGGGGAGCGGCCGUGUCGGGGACGUGCUGCUGAUCUGCACUGAGUGCGGGGAGAGCUUCGGGCAUCACGAGGCCCUGAUCGCCCACCAGCGAGGCCACGCUGGGCAGGGGGCCGGGCCCUUCACCUGCCCCCAGUGCCAGAAGGGCUUCAAGCACAGAGCCAGCCUUGUGGCACACCAGCGCGUGCACACGGGCGAGCGCCCCUACGCCUGUGCCCAGUGUGGGAGGGGCUUCCGCUACAAGACCUGCCUGGUGGUGCACCAGCGCGCCCACUCCGGCCAGCGCCCCCACAAGUGCCCGCAGUGCGGCAGAGCCUUCCUACAGCGUGGGGACCUGCGUGCCCACCUGCGCACGCACACGGGCGAGCGCCCCUUUGCCUGCUCUGAGUGCGGCCUCCGCUUCCCGUCCCGCCGGAACCUCGCCUGUCACCAGCGUCAGCACCCAGACCUGGGCCCCCACCAGUGCCAGCAGUGCGGGCGCAGCUUCCGCCACAAGCGCAACUUGGUGCGGCACCAGCGCGGCCAUGCUGGCACCCAGCCCUACCGCUGCCCCGAGUGCGGGGACGGCUUCUGCUACAAACAGAGCCUGGUGGCCCACCAGCGGGAGCACGCCACCCCCCGGCCCUACCCCUGCCCCCAGUGCGGCACCAGCUUCCAGCACCAAGCCAACCUGGCCAUCCACCAGCAGAGCCACGCCCCCCCGGCCACCUACACCUGCCCACACUGCCAGCAGAGCUUCAAGUACAAGGGCUACCUGCGCAUGCACCAGCGGAAGCACUCGGCCCCCGAGGCCGAGGGGCGGGAGCGCCAGGCCCUGCCCGGCGGCGGGAGGCUCUUUACCUGCGCCCAGUGUGGGAAAGGCUUCAAGAACAACGGCUUCCUCAUCAUCCACCAGCGAGCCCACGCGGUCGGGGCACGGAGCGCCAGCCCCACCUCUUGGGGUACCUAGCC